Didymodactylos carnosus is the source of this 2196-nucleotide messenger RNA. Lineage: Eukaryota; Metazoa; Rotifera; Eurotatoria; Philodinida; Philodinidae. The record is from the annotation of a GenBank genome assembly.
AUGACUGAUAAUAUUAAUAAGUUAUCGAAAGCUCUUAGAAAUGAUGUUAAUGGCCCUUCCAAUAAUAAUUCAAACACGAUAACUGCCGCCUCACUUGUGAAUCUCAAUGACGAUGAUGUUGUCCAGAUAUGGGCCGCUGUGUCGAAUUAUAUCGAUAAUUACAUGAAACAAUCGAAAGGAGUAUCCAUUCCUGGAUUUGGUACAUUCAGUUUCAUUCAUAAACGAACAGAUAUUGGAAAUAACAAAUAUUUGUUAAUACAAAGACCAGUAUUUGCUAUAUCGGAAAAAUUUGCUCAAACACAUGGGUUAAAGUUCACUAAAUAUCCGAUUAAUGGCUCAAUUCCAAUUCAUCCAUUAAAUUAUUUUGCUAUACAAAGUCAACAUUUGUAUUCAAGAGAUCAAGUAGAACAAUGUGUUAAACAUGUUUUACAAGUAUUUAAUCGCUCAGUGGCUGCACAAAGAAAUAUUGAGUUUACAUUUACUCAUAUUGGAAAGUUACAAAUACGCGAUGGAAAAGUGAAAAUGCGUUUCUUCAAAGAUUUUGUUAACAAUGUAGAUGGAAGUGGAAAAGUUUUCGAAGACAUGUGCAAUAGACCUCAAACAUGUGAUUCAGUCAUGUCAGAACGAGAGGCAAAACGGCCACCAUCAACUUCACUAUGUGUUCUUCCUAGAUUAAAUAGCCGAAUAGGAAAUCAAGCUAUGACAUCAAUAGAAGAAGAGCAUGAUGAUAACGAAAAGAAUAGAUCGUCAAAAGCACAACAUCUAUCAUUAACACAACGCGAUUUAAGUCCAUUUAAAACUGAUCGUUCAUAUUCAAAACAGAACGAUUUCCGUUUACCUCCACUUUUAUCAUCAGCAGCAGCUGUGCGACAGUCGAAUGAACAUCGAAUACAAUCAAUAAAUGCCGAUAAUGAACAACAACAUGAAACCAAUGGUAGUAGACUUUCUCAUCAUCAUUCACCAUCGGGCGUUAUUCGAACCACAAGUGAUGCGAGUGUAUUGACUGGUUACAACUAUAGACCAUCGUCAAAACUCAAUCGUGAACGUAUAUCCUCAUCGUUGAAUAUUAUCUCACAGCAAAAUAAUUCGAAACCAUCAACACCUUCAACUCCGGUCUGUGGUCAUCAUGGAGCUGGACAAGAAUUAUGCUAUCUGUGUCAUCAACGAGCAAAACGAAAUAUACCUGUUUAUAUGCAAGAAGAAAAAAAAAUUCGAGAAGCAGAAGAAGAACAACUUUUACAACAAUAUAAACAUAAUCAAGAUAUGGAAGAGUUCAAACAACGAGAAAUAAAGAUGAAAGCCGAUCGUGAAGAGAAACAAAAAAUUGCUGCAUUCAAUUUGGGAGUAGCUGAAGCGGCAAGAGUACGAAAAAUGGAACGACCAAAUACGACAGACAUACCGCGCUCGUUUGUAUUUCGUAAACGAGCAAAAACGCCUCCAACAUACAUUCGUCAACAAGAUUUAGCAAAUCAUCUUGAAGCACAAAUUAAAUGGAAACAACAAGAGGAAACAAGUCGAAAACAAGACAAAGAUUUUAUAGAAAGAUUGGAACAGAUACAAUUAGCUGAACAGUAUAAAAAUCAUACAAAAAAAAACCUUGGCAGGACAAUUCCUAACUGGGCUAAAAUACUCGCCAAUGAAAGAGAAACGUACAUUAAAAAUAAACGUUUACACCAAGAAGAAAUGAAGAGUGCCUUAGAUACUCAGGUUCGUACAAAACCAGCCGGUUUACCUAUUUCUGAACCUGAUGGUGCCAUGUUUGGUUUAAACGACAUGACAACAGAUAAAUUAAUUGAACGAAAAAAAAAUGCUAUGGAAAUAUUUAAACAACAAAAAGAGAUUGUUGAACAACGUCAACGUGAACAAUUAUUAAGACAAUUACGAGAACAAGAACAUGAAGCUCGUGCAUUGGACAAUAUGAGAGACGAUCUUUCAUCAGAUCGUCGUGAUCGUUUUCUUCGUUCAUAUACAAUUCGUAAAGAUUUAGAAAAUCAAUGGUCAAAUGCUGUUGAAGAAAAACAUAAACGUGAUUUAGAUGAACAAAUACAUGUUUAUGCUCCGCAAGGUGUUCUUGUUCAUGAACAAUGUGAUCAGUAUAAACGUUGUGCACAAUGUCAAAGAAAAUUAAAUAAUUAUGGAGAAACAAAUCUUUGGAAAGAAACACGUUAUGUUCCAGGCGCAAGAAUUAUGGUUUAA